Carya illinoinensis is the source of this 1598-nucleotide messenger RNA. RefSeq names its product protein TOO MANY MOUTHS. The transcript has a single exon. Lineage: Eukaryota; Viridiplantae; Streptophyta; Magnoliopsida; Fagales; Juglandaceae. The coding region runs from base 57 to 1532 and encodes 491 amino acids. The record is from RefSeq and is a predicted model, not a curated record. Gene Ontology annotation, molecular function: protein binding.
UGGUCUGUCAAGAAGUUCAUCUCCUCGUUCCAUUCACGGUUCUCUCCGCUCCCAAAAUGGCACUCUUUUUCUCACUUCCAACUACUCUACUGCUGCUGCUGCUGCUUCUGCUUCUUUCUUCGUGCCUAUUGCCUCCUGCUCUGCCCUUUACAGUUAUAAUGUCCGAUUCCUCAACCCUCGUUGAUGGCCCACAGUCCGGGUUCUCCAUGAACAAAUACGGGUUCCGAACAGACAUCCGUGAGCAAGAGGCAGUCUAUGAUAUCAUGAAGGCUACCGGGAAUGAUUGGGCCACCAACAUCCCUGAUGUGUGUCGUGGCCGGUGGCAUGGCAUCGAGUGCAUGCCCGACAAGGAUAAUGUCUACCACGUUGUCUCCCUCUCCUUUGGGGCAUUGUCCGACGACACUGCCUUCCCAACAUGCGACCCGACACAUUCUUAUAUUUCACCAUCCAUAACUAAGCUUCCACACAUUAGGACCCUAUUCUUUUACCGUUGUUUCAGUUACAACCCUCAGCCUAUUCCAGCAUUUUUAGGUCAAUUGGGUCCAACACUACAAACUUUGGUGCUUAGAGAAAAUGGCCAUGUGGGCUCCAUCCCUAGUGAACUAGGCAAUCUUACCCGUUUAAGGGUCCUUGAUCUUCACAGAAACAAUCUCAAUCAUACGAUUCCUAUCUCACUAGGUCUGAUAGCCGGUCUAAGGUCAUUAGAUCUAAGUGGGAACAAACUAACCGGUUCAAUUCCCGGUUUAAGCUUCCCAUCUUUGAAUAUUUUGGACCUUAGCCAAAAUCUUUUGAUGGGUUCAAUCCCACCUGCUGUUGGAACUUGUCAUUCCUUAAUCAAAAUGGAUUUUAGUCGUAAUCGUCUCAGCGGCCCAAUCCCCGACUCAAUUGAUGGCUUAAAGGAUCUUAUGCUUAUGGAUUUGAGUUAUAAUCGUCUCUCGGGCCCACUUCCCAUAUCGCUUAGAAGCUUAAUCUCUCUCCAAGCAUUGAUUAUCAAAGGAAAUCCAAUGGGGUCUGAUGCAAUUCCCAGUGAUGGAUUCGAUGGCAUGAAAGGCUUAAUGAUCUUAAUAUUAUCGAAUAUGAACCUACACGGUUCAAUCCCAGAAUCACUAGGCCGAUUGACAAACCUUCGUGUCCUUCAUCUUGAUGGGAAUCAAUUCAACGGUUCAAUUCCCGUUAACUUCAAGUACCUGAAGAAUCUUAGCGAGUUAAGACUGAACGACAACCGGCUUAUCGGGUCGGUUCCUUUUGGGAGAGAAAUGGUAUGGAGGAUGAAAAGGAAAUUAAGGCUUUUCAACAAUCCCGGACUGUGCUACAAAGCUGGGAGUGGCUUGGAUGAAGAUUCAGAUUCGGGCAUUGGUGUGUGUGACGUGCCAAGGCCAGAGACAGGAAGAUCUGUACAGCAUCUUUCAACACUUGAAAGAUACGUACCAAGAACAUUCAAUGUCUCAUCCGAUGCAGUAUUUAAAAUUUCAGUUCCCGUUGGCUUGAUUCAGCUGGCUACAUUGCUGCUGUGUACUUUCACUUUAAUGUAAGUCUUUUAAGAUAGGUAGGAAGAAAGAAAGAAAAGCAAUGUAAUAUACAGUGUAGUUGCCCCCCCC